Clunio marinus is the source of this 6119-nucleotide messenger RNA. The record is from the annotation of a GenBank genome assembly. Lineage: Eukaryota; Metazoa; Arthropoda; Insecta; Diptera; Chironomidae.
UUUCGUUCAAGAAUAAAAUUUUACAAACUGACGAUGGAUUUGUUGAAAUGGACCCUGACGAAUAUUUCAAUAGAAUUAUACACUUGCUUCAUGACUCCCUUAAAGAUGCUAAAAGAAAUGCCGAAAAUGUGAUGUGUUUGGGCAUAAGUGUACAGAGGGCAACUUUUAUCACUUUUGACAAACAUUCUGGUAAACCAUUUCAUCAAUUGAUAUCAUGGAAAGAUCAACGUGGAGAUAAAAUAACUAAAAAGUUCAACAAAAGCCUUCUUUUGAAAGUUAUUCAUGUUGGAUCAGAUUUUCUUCAUUUUUUCACCCGGAGUAAUAAAUUUAAGCAAACAAAAAAUUUAAAAUUGGAAAACAAUUUUGUAGCACCGCGACUAAGCAAGAUUAUCGAAAACAAUAGAAAACUCAAAGAUGCAAUGAGAAAUGGGCGCGCAGUUUUUGCCACUGUAGAUACUUGGCUCAUGCACAGACUAAGAUAUGUAAAUGGAUUAGAAAAGUACGAACCGGUAACUGAAAUCACAAAUGCUUCUGCAACAAGUCUCUUUGAUCCAUUUUCGAUGACAUACAUUCAAGCAUUCUUGAAAUACUUUAAAAUUAAACGAAGUGUAUUACCUGCAAUCGUGGAUAAUUCUCAUGACUUUGGAUACACACAUAAGUCAAUAUUUGGUAUUCCCAUAAAAAUAGCAACAAUAAUUGCAGAUCAAUCUGCUUCUCUUAUAGGAAACGGAUGUUUUAGAAACAUGGAUGCAAAGAUAACACUUGGAACUGGUGCUUUUCUUCAUAUUAAUACAGGCAAUAAAUGUGUAGGAUCAGCCAAUGGGGCUUACCCAUUAGUUGCAUGGGACUUAACAAAGAAGAAAAUGAAGCCCUCAGUGAUUUAUUUCACUGAAAGAAGCUUUAAAGAAUCUAACGAUGUCAUUAAAAUCGCUACAACUAUUGGAUUAUGUAGCGAUGUUAAAGAGCUCUCGGAAAUGGCAUUUUCUGUUAAGAACAGUAAUGGUGUUUUUUUCAUACCAAAAUUCAACUCAAUGACUGGUUUCUAUGGAUAUAAGAAUUCAUCGAAGAAAGAGCAUCUUGUACGGGCAAUCUUAGAGACAAUAGUUUUCCAUGUGGGAAUUUUCUUUUUUCGAACUGAAGAGGAAACUUCAUAUCAUUUUGAAAAAAUUCGAAUUGAUGGAGGUAUUUCCGAGAAUGAUUUUAUAUGUCAACACAUUGCUGAUCUUAUAAAUGUUCCGAUUGAAAGAUCUCAAGUUGCAAAAGAACUCACAUCUUAUGGUGUUGCGUAUCUGUCUGCUUAUUUAAAUAAUGUCAUUUUAGACGAACUUGAAAAUUCUUCAAAACUUUAUAAAGUUGAUAAAAUAUUUAUUCCCAAUAAGGAUAAUCGAAAAGAGCUUUUUAUGAGAUACAAAAAAUAUGAAGAACUUUAUAAAAUAUAUAAAAAUUUCAAUUUAGAUGAAUGCUUUUGUUUCUUAAAAUUGAGCUUUCAAUACUACAAUAAAAACAUUAUGCUUAAACGGGGAGCACUUAUUGUUUUUGAAGGAUGCGAUCGUGCAGGAAAGACUACUCAAUGCAAAAAGCUUGUUGAACGUCUAAAAAAUCAGAAUUUAAAUGUGAAAUUUAUGAACUUUCCUAAUCGUGAAACACAAUCAGGAAAAAUUAUAGAUGCAUACCUGCGAAACAAAGAGACACUUACAGAUGAAGGUAUACAUUUGUUAUUCACUGUUAAUCGUUGGGAAGCAAAAAAAGAAAUGGAACAGGAAUUACUCAAAGGAACAACAAUCAUAGUUGAUCGUUAUUCCUAUUCAGGAGUUGCGUUUUCUGCCGCUAAAGGUCUCGAUUUCGAAUGGUGUAAGACACCAGAGAAGGGUCUACUGAAACCAGACUUGGUAAUAUAUCUUACAUUAUCAGCUGAUGCAAUGGCUCGAAGAGAAGGAUUUGGUAAUGAGCGCUAUGAAACGAAAGAAAUGCAAAAUAACGUCAAAACAAUCUAUGAAAAAAUGAUUGAAACUCCUUUAUGGCAAAUUGUUGAUGCAGAUAAAACAGAAGAAGCAUUAACAGAUGAACUUGAGAAUAUUAUUCAUGAAAGAAUGAGAAUUUUAGAUAAAAAUAUAAAAACUAUGUGUAACGAUUUUAACAUGAAGAUUAAAGAACUUCAAAAAGCUGUUAAUGUUGCUUGGUCACCGCAACGCCAAAUUCCCAUAUUACUAGCUGCAGGGACUGCCGCUCAACAAGUUCUUGAUACUUCACUUAACAGCUCAAACCCAUCAUUAGAACUUUAUUCACUUAAUCUUUCUGAGCCUGGAUAUGAUCUCGAUCUUAUUGGUGUACAGCAGAGCGCACACAAAUUUCAUAAAAUUGUGUGGAGCCCUUUUGACAAUUCCGAAAAUUAUCCAAAUGGAGUCAUCGUGGGUGGAUGCGAAAGUGGCUUAAUGAAAAUUUACAACGUCUCAAAAAUCCUAGCUGGCGAAGAUGGUCUUGUAGCACAAUCAGAUAAACAUAAUGGUCCUGUUCGUACGAUUGACUACAAUCCAUUUAAAAGCAAUCUUAUCGCCUCAGCUGCGUCUGAAUCUGAAAUUUUUAUUUGGGAUGUCAACAAUACAAGUGUUCCUAUGACACCGGGUGCAAAAACGCAACCUUUUGAAGAUGUUUGUGGUGUUGCUUGGAAUCGUCAAGUUCAACAUAUUCUUGCUUCAUCUUUUGCCACUAAAUGUGUGAUUUGGGACUUAAGGAAGAACGAACCAAUAAUCAAAUUAAGCGACACUCAAUCAAGAGUUCGUUGGCGUGUUGUUCAAUGGCAUCCUGAUGUUGCAACUCAGUUAUGGCUAGCAAGUGAAGAUGAUCAAUCACCAGUUAUACAAUUAUGGGAUUUACGUUAUGCAACGGCACCUUCAAAAACGCUCCAAAUACAUUCACGAGGUGUUCUCGGAAUGGCAUGGUGUCCAAGUGAUCCUUCUUUAAUGAUGUCAUGUGCAAAAGAUAAUAAGAUUUUAUGUUGGGAUGCCAAUUCAGAAGAUUCUCAUGGAGAAGUUUUAUCUGAAAUCGCAUCGACUAAUCAAUGGUAUUCAGACAUAUCGUGGUGUCCUAGAAAUCCAGCCAUUGUAGCAGCGUCAAGUUUUGAUGCAAACGUUUCAAUUUAUUCAAUUUUCGGUGGAUCACAACAACAAGUGCAGACGACAAGUAAAAUCGCUGAUUCAUUUCCAGGAAUGGAACAAAUUCCUCAUGAAAAUGUUCACCAACAAGCAAGUUCACAAUCAGUGAUUUUCCACGAUUUAAAACGACCACCAAAAUGGCUUAAACGUCCUGCCGGAAUAUCUUUUGGCUUUGGUGGAAAACUUGUUACAUUUAAUUCCGAAAAUCGUUCGCUUAACAUCAAACAACUUAUAACAGAUGAAAGUCUUGUGAAGAGAUCAACAGAACUUGAGAAUGUUUUAGUUCAAGGAAAUUAUUCUGAUUAUUGCAUACAGAAAGCGAAUGAAAGUAACGAUCAACAUAAUCGUUUCAUUUGGUACUUCUUGAAAGCUUAUUUCGAAGAAAAUACUACAAAUGAAUUUUUGAAUCUGCUUGGCUAUCAAGUUGAAGAUAUUGCAAAUAAAUUUAGUAAAAUCAUGGAAUCUAAAGACGGAAAAGGAAAUCACGAUUUCUCUGAUGACUUAAGUAAAAAGAUGGCAAAUCUUAAUCAGAUCGAUUCAAGUGAAGAGAGCUCAAGUGACGACAACACAGACUUAUCGAAUCAAGAAGGAUUUGAAAUGAAUGGAACUACAAACAACACUGAAUCGGGAACAAAUGUUCCUUUCAAAUUAACAACGACUGGAACUGAAGGUUUGAUUUGUGAAGCUCUUUUAACUGGAAAUAUUUCAGCCGCUGUUGAGUUGUGUAUGAAUGCGGGACGAUCAACUGAUGCAAUUAUUCUAGCAUCUCUUGGUGGAAGUGAUUUAUUAGCACGAACACAAUAUCGUUACUUAAAAGGAAAUGAAAGUUUCAUAUCCAAUCUUAUCUCAGCGAUGGUCAUGGCUGAUUGGAGUGGCGUCAUUUUGCAAUGUACGAUUGACUCAUGGAAGGAAGCACUUGUAGCUGCACUCACUCAUAGCCGUGAUCAAUCGCCAUUACUUUGUGAGAGGCUUGGAGAAAGACUGCAAAUUGAAUCAGAUGGCGAUGAUUCAAUCGUCAAGAAUUCCAUUUUAUGUUACAUUUGUGCUGGUAAUAUUGAACGAAUCGUUGAUGCUUGGAGUACAAUCAAUGGAGCUGAUUCAACGGAAGAUUCCGAGAAACUUCAAGAACUUGUUGAAGUUGUUGUGCUCUUAAGUAAAGCAAUGGAACGAAAAGGCAAAACUGUUCCUGUUUAUGGGAAGUAUGCGGAACUUCUUUCGAAAUAUGCUUCACUUCUCGCUGCUCAAGGUUCAUUGGACAUGGCUUUGACAUACAUUGGAACAUCACAAGAUGAUGCAAAUAUCAUCGAUUUACGUGAACGAUUGUAUUACGCUUUGGGACAUAAGCAACAACAACAAUCUGCAUUUAAUCAAAAAAGCAAUUCAGCAUUUCAGCAGAAUUCUUAUCAACAUAACGCUCCACGUUUGUCACAACCACGAACGAUUUCAACAUCAAGUAAUUCAGGAAUGCCUUUGUUCCAACCACAACCACAAAAUACUUUCAAUACGGGACUUCCCAAUGCAUCAUCAGGUGCAAUGACAUUGAACAAUCAUUUUGAUUCGAAUCCAUCGCCUUGGUCACCGCCAGCUCCAGUUUCAAAGCCUCCACCGACAUUUAUGAAUCCUGCUGAGAAUUUAACGCAACCUGCUAGACCAGCAAGUGUGUCAAGUGUUGGAAGUGCCUCGCAAACCACAUCACUGCCUAAACCUAGACGACUUUUGGAUCCGUCAGUUCAAUCAGGGCCAAGUUAUGGACAAAUUCCAGUUCAAUCAUCGACAAUGUUCAAUCAACCUAAUCCAACAUUCAAUUCUAAUCCCAUUCAACCAGUUCAACCGAUGUUUAAUCCUCUUCCAAUCAAUUCACAACCAACUACGAUGGGAUGGGAACAACAAGGCUAUGGGAACGGUAAUGGCUCACUUCCACCACCUCCAACAUCAACAACACAACAAAUGAUGAAGAAUCCAACUCCACCGCCAGGAUGGAAUGAUCCACCAGAAUUCAAGACAAAAUCUAUGUUUCAAUCACAUAAAAAUGACAUGUCGGCCGAUCAUGCCGGCACAAAAAAAUGGCGUCAAAAACAUGCUGAUGGUCAUCAGGAGAAUAAAAAAGAAGUCACGGUUGCCGCGCCGAUUACACAUCCGAUAUUUGGAGUUGCGGAACCUCAGCAGCAAUACCCAGGAAGUGAUCAAAUGUAUCAACAGCAAGCGAAUUAUGGUGGACAACAGUUUGCUCCUGUUCCAACGCAAAUUCCACCGCCGAUGAGUGGUCAACAACAACAGCAACAAACCAACUUUUACCAACAACCACAGCAACAACAGCAACAACCUCUUGCGCAACAGCAAGUCAAUUUCCAAAAUUUCCAAACUUUCCCUGGUCAACAGCAACCACAACAGACAAUGUCACCGCCACCACAACCAACUCAACAACCACCGAAACAAAAACUUCCACUUCCUGAAGAAUUUAUUUAUCUUCAAACUGUUCUCGAUGAACUUAAAUCGCAAUGCAUUAAUGCGGCUGGGAAUCCGCAAACAAAACGAAAGCUUGAAGAUGUCUCUAAACGUUUGGAAAUUCUUUACGAUCUUCUUCGUGAGAAUCGGCUAUCUACAAGCACACUCGAAUCCCUCAAUCAACUUGUGCAAUUAAUUCAAAUUGGUGAUUAUGGAAAUGGACUUGGUCUUCAUACACAAAUGGUUUCCGGUCCAGACUUCUCAAAGAUUGCUAGCUUCAUGCCAGGAAUUAAAAUUCUUCUCCAAUUAGCCAUGCAACUCCAAGUGUACUUGAGAUGAACUAAUCACAUUUAAUUGAUUUACUUUUUUUUCCUUUUUGUCUCUCAUUUAAUAAUUCUUUUCGUGAGUGAGUAAGAGUGACUCAUGUUAAAAUGUUUAAUUAAGUUUCACUUAUUCUAUGUAACUACGUACGACCCAAUAAAUAUCAGAAGUAAAUAAAUAUUAUUAAAUAAAUUAAAUUAA